Chiroxiphia lanceolata (lance-tailed manakin) is the source of this 2336-nucleotide messenger RNA. RefSeq names its product LIM homeobox transcription factor 1-alpha-like. Gene Ontology annotation, biological process: regulation of transcription by RNA polymerase II; neuron differentiation. Lineage: Eukaryota; Metazoa; Chordata; Aves; Passeriformes; Pipridae. Bases 49 to 903 code for a protein of 284 amino acids. The record is from RefSeq and is a predicted model, not a curated record. Gene Ontology annotation, cellular component: nucleus. The transcript is spliced from 6 exons. Gene Ontology annotation, molecular function: RNA polymerase II transcription regulatory region sequence-specific DNA binding; DNA-binding transcription factor activity, RNA polymerase II-specific.
ACCAAGUGCAGCAGCUGCCUGAAGGCCAUCGGGCCCUCGGAGCUCAUCAUGCGGGUGCUGGAGAAUGUCUACCACGUGCAGUGCUUCUCGUGCUGCGAGUGCGAGCGGCGGCUGCAGCGCGGGGACGAGUUCGUGCUCAAGGAGGGGCAGCUGCUCUGCCGCUCCGACUACGAGAAGGAGAGGGAGAUGCUCAGCGCCAUCAGCCCCGCGCCCACCGAGUCCGUGAAAAGCGAGGACGAGGACGGCGCCCACUCCCACGGCAAAGGCGGCGACGACGGCAAAGACCACAAGCGCUCCAAGCGGCCGCGCACCAUCCUGACCACCCAACAGCGCCGCGCCUUCAAGGCCUCCUUCGAGGUGUCCUCCAAGCCCUGCAGAAAGGUGAGGGAGACGCUGGCGGCGGAGACGGGAUUGACCGUGCGGGUGGUCCAGGUGUGGUUCCAGAACCAACGGGCCAAGAUGAAGAAAAUCGCCCGGAGGCAGCAGCAGCAGCAGCAGCAGCAGGAGCAGGAGCAGCUUGGGAAUGCCCGGCUGGGAAGCGGGAGAGGGACCGGGAGGAGCAGCCGGCAGAGCAACGACGACAGUGAAGACGCCGCGAGCGUUCCCGGCCUCGAGGGGCUCCUGGCGCCAUAUUCCCGCCUCCCGCCGCAGCCGCUCCUGCCCCUGGAGCACAACGGGCUGAGCCCGGAGCUCUUCCGGCCGGGAAUGACCCCCCCACAGCUCCCCCCGGAACACCUGCACCCCUACGACUCGGAGGGCGUUUUCCACGACCUGGACAGCGACAGCCUGGGCCCCCUGGGCGACUGCCUCCUGUCCGGGGCCGAUCCCAGCCUGCUGCAGGCCCGGCUCGGGAAUCCCAUCGACCGCCUGUAUUCCAUGCAGAGCUCCUACUUCACCUCCUGACCCCGGAAAAGCCCUUCCCAGGAACCUCGGGAAUGCUGCUCCCGCCGCCGAGCCGGGCGGGGGGACGGGGCGGGACUGAGACCCUCGGGAUUGUUCUCCCCGGAGGAGCCGACGGAUGGAUCUGACCUCUCCCGGCGUUUCCCACCGGGAUGGGCGUUCCCGGCUGGAAUCUGGUGGGAAUUUCCCCGUUGUUUUCUAUCCCGAGUGGGAAUUUUCCGGCGUUUUCUCUCGGGUGAGGGAAUUUCUGGCCGGAAUCUGUCGGGACUGGGAAUUCCGGGCUGGACUCCUGAGUGAAUCCUCCGGCAUUUUCCAUUGGGACCAGGAAUUUCCAGCCAAAAUCCAUCAAUAUUUGGGAUUUCCCCUCAUUUUCUAUCAGGACCGGGAAUUUCAGGCUGGAAUCCGUCAGCAUGGGGAAUUUGGGGGCGGAAUCCGCUGAUAUUUGGGAUUUUGAGGCUGAAUCCCUCGGGAUCCCCCCCUGGUGCCCAUCCCAGGCCGUCUCCCCGUAUUCCCAGCACAACUCCAAGCCCUAAUCCAGCUGGAAAAGCUCUGGAUCUCCUCCCUCCCGGGUUCUGUCCAUUAUUCCAUCACUGGGAUGGUGUUUUUAGCCCAGUUUUUUUCGGGAAUGACCUGGGAUCUCCCCAGAACGACUCCAUUGUUGGAAUUCCCAGAGUUUUCCCAGGAGCUGUUCCAGCCGAAGGAAUAAAAUCCUCCUGGAUGAAAACCUCCCCCAGCUCUCCGACCGUUCCAAGGAGGAAAUAUUCCCGGAACGGAAUUCCCAGGACUGUUCCAAGAAAGGGAAUAACGACUUACUUUGGGAUCUGCGGAGUCGGGAAUCGGGCGGGACAAUCCCGAGGAUUUGGCCGACGGAUUCCUGGACGUGCUUUUGUCCCUGAGCCUCCACACGCUGAUUUUUCCAGGUGGGAAUCUCCCGGAGGAACCGAAAACCGGGGAAAAGGCGGAUUUUUUGUCGGAGGGAAAUUCCCUGGAACUAAAAAUUCCUCGUGUUGGCAGUGCCGGGAUUAUCCCGGACUUCUGGGAUCCGCCUCUUCCCAUCCAUGGACAACACUCCCAGACAGCUGGACACUGGUUUUUUGGGAGGGAAGGGGGGAGAUUUUUCCCAAACCCCCAGAUAUUUAUGGCACAUUUUUGCCUGGAAAGGCGAGUUUGGGAUGGAAUCGGGAGAGUUCCCACCAUCCCAAAUCCCGGAAUUCACCUCCUCCAUCCGUGUGUUCCCUUUGGAGGCUCCUGCCCUCGGGACAGACUCGGUUUAGGUGGAAUUCCAGGAGAAUCCGUGGUGAAAUUGUGGAAAUUUGAUGUUUCCCCCCCCCAGAUCCCACUCCCCGAAUCCCUCCGGAUGCUCCCCGUGAUCCCGUGCCGGUGUUUUGGGAAUUCUCUUUUGCAUGUACGUUGGAAAAUAAACCCCCCCACGCCCC